GGAUUGGUAGGAUUUGUGUGUCUCUGGUACUUAUCCCUCUGCUUCUUUGGAAGACUGAAGACUUGGAUCUUGUGCUGGAGGACAAGGUCAAGUCAUGACAAGAAAAUGGAGGUCCUCUUGGGGAAGGUUGAGAAGUUGGUGCCCGCGAGAUACUCUUACUCUGAUGUGGAGAGAAUUACCUCUUGCUUCAGUCAUAUACUAGGACAAGGUGGUUGUGGCGUUGUGUACAAAGGGAAGCUCCCCGACGGCCGCCCCGUUGCCGUCAAAGUCAUGAAGGAUUGUAAAGGCAGUGUCAAAGACUUCUUCACUGAGGUCAUUGCCAUCGGCUGCACGUACCACGUGAACAUCGUCUCCUUGCUCGGCUUCUGCUCAGAGGGCCCAAAACAAGUUCUCAUCUACCAGUUCAUGUCGAAUGGUUCGCUGGAGAAGUACAUCCACGACGCGAGACAAGCCACAUCGACUCUCGAUGCGACAAAGCUGCUACGGAUUGCCAUCGGCGUCGCUCGAGGCCUGGAGUAUCUCCAUCACGGAUGUAACGUUGGAAUCCUGCACUUUGACAUCAAGCCUCAAAACAUUCUACUCGACGAGGAGUUUUGCCCCAAGAUUGCUGAUUUCGGACUCGCCAAAUUGUGCCGCUCCGCGGAGGGCAUCAUCAAGAUGCUGGGCGCCCGAGGCACCGUCGGGUACAUCGCCCCGGAGGUGUUCUCCCGCUGCUAUGGAGGAGUGUCGCCCAAGUCAGAUGUCUAUAGCUACGGCAUGAUGAUUCUUGAAAUGGUUGGAGGAAGAAAGAAGUGCACAGCUCAGGAGGAGGAACGUACGAGUGAGAUUUAUCUCCCCCACUGGGUCUGUAAGCAUCUCGAUUCGGAUGGAAACUUGAGGUCGUUUAGAGCCAUGACCGAGGUGGAAGAAGAGAUAGCGAGAACGAUGGUGUUAGUCGGGUUGUGGUGCAUACAAACGAGGCCUUCGGACCGACCCUCGAUGACGAAGGUGCUGGAUAUGUUAGAAGGAAGGAUCACAGAGUUGCAGGCACCACCAAUGCCAGUUCUUACUUCUCCUCCAUCAUCAACGAUGCAUUCCAUCGCAGCUCAGUCGCAAAAGAUGGUCUCAGUGGUGACUUCUUAAAAGCUCAUGAUCAUAUCUGGCUUUAUUGGUAAGAAUGGUAUGGGUUGAUCUAUAAC
Molecule: messenger RNA, 1178 nt
Organism: Musa acuminata AAA Group (dessert banana)
Lineage: Eukaryota; Viridiplantae; Streptophyta; Magnoliopsida; Zingiberales; Musaceae
Product: LEAF RUST 10 DISEASE-RESISTANCE LOCUS RECEPTOR-LIKE PROTEIN KINASE-like 2.5
Exons: 1
Coding region: 106-1122 (338 amino acids)
Biological process (GO): protein phosphorylation
Molecular function (GO): protein kinase activity; ATP binding
Source: RefSeq, a predicted model, not a curated record